CAACGGCUGAUUGCCAGCACUGUUCGCGCUGCAGUCCAGUGCUGCGCAACGCGGUGGGGACAAAAAACAAUGGCGAGGCGAAACUAAAAAAUUGUGUUGCUGACAUCUGGUCGCUUGCAAAACUAUUUCGAGCAGAUUUUGUGAUAUUUAGUUGUGAUCGGUCGAUAAAUCCGCAAGUUUUUUUUUAAUGGAAAGUGCUAGCACAUUGUAGCGGUUGGGAAGACAGCAGGAAAGAUACAUUUUGCACUACAAAACGAAAUUACUACUUCUACAACUAACGGAACUCCUCGUGUAAGCAGUGGGAGUUGCUGUCCAUAAAGCAGUGCCAGGAGAUAUCGCAGGAUAAGCCGGAAGAAAGGAAGAUCGGUAGAGAAAUAUAUAUAUAUACAGCUGGAGUCAAACAGGAAGGAUCGACGCCCAAAUAUGGACAUGAUUACGGUGGGGCAGAGCGUCAAGAUCAAGCGGACGGAUGGCCGCGUCCACAUGGCCGUGGUGGCGGUGAUCAACCAGUCGGGCAAGUGCAUCACAGUCGAAUGGUACGAGCGCGGCGAAACCAAGGGCAAGGAGGUGGAACUGGACGCCAUACUCACUCUCAAUCCCGAGCUGAUGCAGGACACCGUCGAGCAGCACGCCGCCCCGGAGCCCAAGAAGCAGGCCACCGCUCCGAUGAACCUCUCACGUAAUCCCACACAAUCGGCAAUCGGUGGAAAUCUCACCAGCCGAAUGACCAUGGCCGGCAAUAUGCUGAACAAGAUCCAGGAGAGCCAGUCGAUCCCCCAUCCGCUGGGCAACAGCAAUAGCGCCAAUACAAACAGCAACUCUAAUACUACGGCGGUUGGAGGUGGCACCACCACUACGACCACUGGAUUACAGCGUCCACGGUUCUCGCAGACUGCCGUCAGCCAGCAACAGACGAGGAUCGCCUCGGCGGUUCCUAAUAACACAUUACCCAAUCCCAGCGCGGCAGCCAGUGCUGCUCCGGCGACACAGGCAGUCGCUGCUGCGGCCACGACCCAGGGAGCUGGCGGCGCUGGUGCCCGGCGAUCGCACGCUUUGAAGGAGGUAGAGCGACUGAAGGAGAAUCGAGAGAAGCGACGCGCCCGCCAGGCCGAGAUGAAGGAGGAGAAGGUAGCCCUGAUGAACCAGGAUCCGGGCAAUCCCAACUGGGAAACGGCGCAGAUGAUACGCGAAUACCAGAGCACGCUGGAGUUUGUGCCUCUGCUCGAUGGUCAGGCCGUCGAUGACCAUCAGAUCACCGUGUGCGUACGCAAGCGUCCCAUCAGCCGCAAAGAGGUCAACCGCAAGGAAAUCGAUGUCAUCUCGGUGCCGCGCAAGGACAUGCUCAUCGUGCACGAGCCGCGCAGCAAGGUCGACCUCACCAAGUUCCUGGAGAACCACAAGUUUCGCUUCGACUACGCCUUCAACGACACGUGCGACAAUGCCAUGGUAUACAAAUACACAGCCAAGCCGUUGGUGAAAACCAUUUUCGAGGGCGGAAUGGCGACGUGCUUCGCCUACGGCCAGACAGGAUCCGGAAAGACGCACACCAUGGGCGGCGAGUUCAAUGGAAAGGUGCAGGACUGCAAGAACGGCAUCUACGCCAUGGCGGCCAAGGAUGUCUUUGUGACCUUAAAUAUGCCGCGCUACCGCGCCAUGAAUCUAGUCGUUUCGGCCAGUUUCUUUGAGAUUUACAGUGGCAAGGUCUUUGAUCUUCUUGCCGACAAGCAGAAGCUGCGCGUCCUGGAGGACGGCAAACAGCAGGUGCAGGUGGUGGGCCUCACCGAGAAGGUGGUCGAUGGCGUUGAGGAGGUACUGAAGCUAAUCCAGCACGGCAAUGCUGCCCGCACAUCUGGCCAGACGUCGGCCAACUCCAACUCGUCGCGUUCGCACGCCGUCUUCCAGAUUGUGCUGCGGCCGCGGGGCUCCACGAAGAUCCACGGCAAGUUCUCUUUCAUCGAUCUGGCGGGCAAUGAGCGCGGCGUGGACACCUCCUCCGCCGAUCGACAGACGCGCAUGGAGGGCGCCGAGAUCAACAAAUCGCUGCUGGCCCUCAAGGAGUGCAUCCGUGCUUUGGGCAAACAGUCGGCCCACUUGCCCUUCCGUGUCUCCAAACUCACCCAGGUGCUGCGCGACUCGUUCAUUGGCGAGAAGAGCAAAACCUGCAUGAUCGCCAUGAUCUCGCCGGGACUGAGCUCCUGCGAGCACACGCUCAACACGCUGCGCUAUGCGGACCGUGUCAAGGAGCUGGUGGUUAAGGAUAUCGCCGAAAUCGGCCCUGGCGGCGACAGUGAGCCCAUUGAGAUCAUGGACGACGAGGAUGAGGAGGAACUCAAUAUGGUCCAUUCGCACUCCCAUCAGCUGCACCCGAACUCGCAUGCGCCGGCCUCCCAGUCGAACAAUCAGCGUGGUCCGGCCUCCCAUCAUUCGGGCACGGGCAUUCACAACAACAAUAAUAACAACAACAAGAACGGAAACGCCGGCAACAUGGAUCUGGCCAUGCUAAGUUCGCUGAGCGAACACGAGAUGUCCGACGAGCUGAUUGUGCAGCACCAGGCCAUCGACGACCUGCAACAGACGGAGGAGAUGGUGGUGGAGUAUCAUCGCACCGUGAACGCCACACUAGAGACCUUCCUCACCGAGUCGAAGGCGCUGUACAACCUGACCAACUAUGUCGACUACGACCAGGACUCGUACUGCAAGCGGGGCGAGUCGAUGUUCUCGCAGCUGCUAGACAUUGCCAUCCAGUGCCGGGACAUGAUGGCCGAGUACCGCGCCAAGUUGGCCAAGGAGGAGAUGCUCUCGUGCAGCUUCAACUCGCCGAAUGGCAAGCGUUAGUUCCCGCAUCCGAUCCGCACAAUCACCCACCCACCCCCAUUCUUCAUAACGAAUUCCCUCUGGCUACCCAACUUUGUUUACCGAAUGCUAAAUGCACUCUCACCACAGAAUUCAAUUCUUUUGAUUGGGCCCCACUGCGCAGCUCCCUCGCUUCUGGUGGCUUUGUGGACGUCUUGGCAAGGGAGCUUCGUUUGUCCACAUAUAUAUAUAUAAACGUACCGAUCCCCCCUUUCAAGAACCAGACGUGUCUGUUUUGCAGAAAAGACUUGCCAGCCUCCCAUUCCCUGAAGCAAUCUCUCUUCCCUUCCAAGUCGAUGUCGCUGUGAGCUCGGUUUAUUAAGUUUUUAACUAAUAAUUAAUAGUCGGGAGCCUGUUGAACAUAUGUACUUUACGAACUAAGCACGGGAACAGACCAGACUCUACAGCAUUAUUACCAUGAGAGCAACACAAACCAAUAACAACUCACUAAAAACAGGCAGGCCACGACUUUGUUGGAUUCUCCAUGAAUAAUGAUUAUAUGAAUAUUAUUAUAAUUUCAGCGCAGUCGAUACUUUUGUAAAAGAAAAAGACAUUUACUAUACUAUAUUUACUACUUACAUACGUUCUACUCUAUACAUAAUAUGAGAUUCCAUUUAAUUUUUAAUAAUUACCUAUGCAAUCGAAGCGAUUCGAUCCGAUGCGAUGCGAUGCGAUUUGUUACCCUCAUUUUGUCCAUUUUGUUCAAUUGCUCGUCCAGAGUUUGUUCAUGCCACGGCACAAAUCUAAUAGAUUUUAAAGCUACGAACUACGAACUAAUCGCGCAUUGUAUUUAUUUAAAGGCCACAAAACUGUAUUUAAUUUGUAUUAAUUUAUUAAAGUACUACUGAACCAAAUCCGAUUUACAUACGUAUUCCCCAGUAAUUAUAACGAUUUUCUUACGCGACCAAACUGCAAUUUUAGACAGCGAGUGUUUUUUUGAUACUUUUCAUUAUCCUUCCUUCGUUCCCAACAAUAUAUUUAUAUUUAUAUAUAUAUAUUUUACAUUAUAUUUUUUUUGUCAUUUUAAGCAACUUCGAUGAAGAAUUUAAAAUGCAAACUGUCUUUGCUAUACGAUUAUUAUGAUUUAAAGAUGAUUUGCAUUUCAUUUUGUACUAAUAUUUAUUACAUAUAUUUAAUUACGUUUACACGACUAAAAACUAAACUAUCGAAAGCAAAUCAAACGAAACUUAACCAAAUCAUGGAUUUCCACACAAUGCUGCUAGUGCUGCUUUAAAAACAAAAAAAAACAAGCAAAAUACACAGAGAAAAAACAGAAAUCUGUUCCAAAUAGCGGAGAACUUAGUAUCUUAGCCUUAAACAAAAGUAAUAAACAAACUAAACUAAAUCGAAAAGUGAACGAAACAUACUCACGUGCUUCUCCUAAAGUAUUUAUCCAAUCAAGACGUUUAAUCAUUUUGUUAUUGCAUUUCCUCAGAGCACUAUAAAAAUGAAAAUACUACCCAAUCCCAAAGCAGGCGAAUGAUAACCCAUUUUUUAAUCCACCAAAUGCGAGUUUUUAAAACAAUGUUAAUAUGGAAAACCAACUGAAUGAGUGCUUCGAUAUUAUGCGGUAUAAAUAAUGAAAGUGUUAGGACUUGAACUCUAAUAAUGUAUUAUUAAAUUUAAUAAUAAAUUAUAUUGUAAUAAAAAGUGAACAUACACAACUAAAUUUAACAUUAAAGAUGUGUAAAGCAAAA
This is a messenger RNA of Drosophila erecta, 4550 nucleotides long. RefSeq names its product kinesin-like protein Klp10A (gene Klp10A). The transcript has 5 exons. Gene Ontology annotation, molecular function: microtubule binding; microtubule motor activity; ATP binding. Lineage: Eukaryota; Metazoa; Arthropoda; Insecta; Diptera; Drosophilidae. The coding region runs from base 424 to 2835 and encodes 803 amino acids. Gene Ontology annotation, biological process: microtubule-based movement. The record is from RefSeq and is a predicted model, not a curated record.